Messenger RNA from Paramecium tetraurelia, 2994 nucleotides. RefSeq lists its product as uncharacterized. The transcript is spliced from 3 exons. The record is from RefSeq and is a predicted model, not a curated record. NCBI's taxonomy places the organism in Eukaryota, Ciliophora, Oligohymenophorea, Peniculida, Parameciidae. Gene Ontology annotation, molecular function: iron-sulfur cluster binding; NADP binding; uracil binding. Gene Ontology annotation, cellular component: cytoplasm. Gene Ontology annotation, biological process: uracil catabolic process; thymine catabolic process.
AUGAGUGAUUAGAUAAUUAAAUUUAUGAUUCGCCAUAUACUUUCUCUAAGCAAGCGUAACUAAUCUUUUGGUUCAACCAAAAAUAUUUUGGAUUUCUCUGAAUUUCUAGAGCGCAAUGUUUUAUCUUCCGCUCCUAAGCAAAUAUCAGUCGCUACAAUAAGAAAUACAAAAGAAAGGGAGCACUAUUCAAAAUGCUUCGAUAGAACAGGAAAAUGUCAAGGAUGUGAGAAAAAUAAAAACUGGAAAAAAGAUGAAAGUCGUCUUACAAUAGGCGAAGCAAUAAGAGAAGCUCAAAGAUGCCUAAAAUGUACCGAUGCUCCCUGUUAAAAAGGAUGCAGUACAUCCAUAGAUAUUAAAAGCUUCAUUUACAACAUAGAGAAAAAGAAUUGGUAUGGAGCAGCAAAAGUUAUACUAACUGACAAUCCUCUGGGCUUGAGUUGUGGUUAGUUAUGUCCAAUUAGUGAAUUGUGUGCCAGAAAUUGUAAUGUGGCAUCUAGUGAAAAAGGUGCCAUUAAAAUCAAUAAGCUCUAAGAGUUCGCAGUCUCAAUGUUUAAGGAAAUGAAUGUUAAACAGAUUCGGGAUCCCAAAUUGCCAAAAAAUGAUCAUAUAGUGUUCGAUUCAUCCAUAGCCUUAAUUGGUGCCGGCGCUGCCUCACUAUCCUGUGCUACCUUUCUAGGAAGAUUGGGUUAUAAGAAUGUUACCAUUUUCGAGAAGUCUUAACAUGCAGGAGGAUUAGUAGUAUCAGAAAUCCCAAUGAAUCGUUCCCCAGUAGAUGACAUUAAUUGGGAAAUUGAACAGGUGAAACAGCUAGGAAUAAAAUUUGUUUUUGGAAAGGAAUUAGGGAAGGACUUCACAAUAGAAUCAUUAAGGAAGGAGGGAUACGAAUGUGUAUUCCUUGGAUGUGGGCUUAAUGAGCCAAAAAAGGGAUUGGGACAUAUAUAUUAAUAAAGUCACAUUUUAAAUUCGAAGACCUUUUUGCCAAAGGUUAACUAAGCUGUGAAGCAAGAUAAGGACAUAGAAGCCACUCCAAAACUCUCGGGACAUGUUAUUGUAUUAGGAAUUGGAGAUACAGCUUUAGAUUGUGCUAGAUCGGCAUACAGAUGUGGAGCACAAAGAGUCAGCGUGAUAUUCAGAAGGGGAUGGUAGGACAUUAGAGCAAAUGAUGAGAUCCUGAUUCCUUCUAAGAAUGAGGGCAUCAAUUUCAUACCUUAUGAAUAACCAAUGAAAUUAAUAGAAGUUGAUGGAAAAUAUAAGGAAAUUGAAUUAGAGUAAAAUCUCCCAGUCAAUAACGAUGCCUUCGACUUAAAGUACAAACUCACAGGAGAAAAAAUAAAAAUGAGUUUUGAUUAUUUGAUUACAGCCUUUGGUUCGGAAAUAUAAAAUAAAGAAUUGGACUAAUUUUUAAAUCAAAAGAAUGGCUUUGUUUCGAUUAACGAUCAACAUUAAGUCAAAGGUUACGAUUGGCUCUACGCAGGUGGGGAUGCUGUUGGAGUAGCUAAUUUGGUGGACGCAGUCAAUGAUGGUAAAACAUCUUCUUGGCACAUUCAUAACUUUUUAUAGAAAAAACACUAAAUCUCAUAAUUAACACCAGACCAUCUACCAUCUUACACCACAGAAAUUGACAACAUAGAUCUUAGUAUUAAUAUCCUUGGAGUUAACUUCCUUAAUCCUUUUGGUUUAGCUUCAGCACCACCAACCACAUCAUAUCCAAUGAUAAAAAGAGCAUUCUAAGAAGGAUGGGGUUUUGCUGUUGUGAAGACAUUCGUUUUGGAUAAAGAUGCUAUCACCAAUGUGUCUCCAAGGAUAUACAAAAGCACUACUGAUCCGCUUAAAUAGGAUCCAGGAUAUGCUAACAUUGAAUUAAUCAGUGAGAAAUCAGCUAAAUAUUGGUUGGAAGGCAGCAAAGCUAUUAAAAAGGAAUUCCCCAAUCAUGUGCUUAUCGGCAGUAUUAUGUGUUAACACAUUGAAUAAGAUUGGAGAGAAUUAACCAGAAAAUGCAAAAAUGAGGGUUAAUUCGAUAUGCUUGAAUUAAACUUAUCAUGUCCUCAUGGAAUGACUGAAUUAGGAAUGGGUAGAGCUUGUGGAGAAAACCCAGCAAUAGUUAAAGAUAUUUGUCAAUGGGUUACUUCUGAAAUUGAUAUUCCAGUUAUCGUUAAAAUUACUCCCAAUUAUCCAGAUUCUGCAGAUAUUGCCUAGGCUGCCAAAGAAGGAGGAGCUAAAGCAGUUACUUUGACUAACACCUUCCCAACUUUAAUGGAUCCAGAUCCUUUAGGCACCCCUUGGCCAGCUGUUGGUGAAGAAAACAAUGUCACUUAUGGUGGAGGUUGUGGAUCAAUGUUGAGACCUAUUGCACUGAGAAAAACAUCGGAAGUGGCCAAAGCUAUCCCAGAUAUUGCUAUUUUUGGAAGUGGUGGUAUUAUCUAAGGAGAUCAUGCUCUCUCAUUCCUUAGAUAUGGGGCAUCUGCUUUUCAGAUUUGUUCAGCUGUUUAAGAUCAAGAUUUCGCAACUGUUCUUUAUGAUCUCAAAACUAGCUUUUAGGCUCAUCUUUAUGCUUCAUAUAACUUAAAUUAAAAAUAAUGGAAAGGACAAUUCCCAACUAGUUAAAAAUAAAAGCCUUCUUUUGCAUUCAGUUCUAAUAAUAAGCUCAAGAAUCUUGUUGGAUCUGGAUUACACCACAUCAAAGAUAUUGCUGAAAUGAAAAGAUAAGACUUUUUGGUUCCUCAAAUAAAUGAGGAUUCAUGUUUGAAAUGUGGAAGAUGUUAUUUGACUUGUUUGGAUUCUGGCUAUUAAGCUAUUAAGUUUGACAAUUUCAAUUCUUUCCCAACUAUUAUUGAAGAAUUAUGCACCGGUUGUGCAUUAUGCCAUGCUGUGUGCCCUGUAGAAGGUUCAAUCUCAAUGGAGAUUCGAGCGACAGACAUUGUUGUUAAUCGUGGAAUUCCAUUAGAUAAAGAACCAGAAGGUCUCAUCAAUCAUAUUCCAAGUAGAAAAAAAUGA